This is a messenger RNA of Cladophialophora yegresii CBS 114405, 4458 nucleotides long. RefSeq lists its product as uncharacterized. The record is from RefSeq and is a predicted model, not a curated record. Bases 1 to 4458 code for a protein of 1485 amino acids. The transcript is spliced from 2 exons. Lineage: Eukaryota; Fungi; Ascomycota; Eurotiomycetes; Chaetothyriales; Herpotrichiellaceae.
AUGUCGGAAAACUCGUUGACAGCGCUCUGGGAAGAUGCCGUCAGCGAAUUCGAGAAAAAUAUCGGUCACGCUCUGAUCACGUCUGAUCUGCAAUACAUGCCUGUAAACUUUCAAGACGCAGACGGACGAAGCCUUCAAGCAUUCCUCGCAGCUCUUCAAGUCAAUCAAGAUCAAUUCACGGCUCAUCGAAAUGAAAAGCGCAAAGUUGUAUCAGCCUUUCGCAAAUGCAUACUUCCACUGCACUUCCUUAUGGAUGUUGCAGAUCGAGGUCUUCAAGCGACACCCGUGGGCCCAGUCAGCGUACUUUUCUUUGCAGUCAAACACAUCUUGAGUACGUGUGAAAGAGUCAGCAGAGCAUAUGAUGCUGUUGAAGAGCUGUUUCAACGAGUGGCCGCCGUUACAUGUUGCCUUGAUGGCUACAAGGACAGCUCUUUGAUCGGUUCCCACCAGACGGUUGUCAUUGAGGUGCUAUCGUGUCUCCUGAAAAUUGUCGGAGCCGCACAAUCAAGACUAGUCAAGCUGUCAAGGUCACGCCAAUUUGCAAGAUCUCUGUUUCAGAACGAUGAAAGCAUAAGUGAAGGACUUGCGGAACUCGAGAAACGGGUGCAAGAUGAGCUGGGCUAUGUCGUGCGCUUGAACUUUGGGAUGACGCAGCGAAUGAGCGAGACGGCAGUCAGCAUCCAUGAAGAAGUCCUUCAGAUCAGGCAGGAAAUGCUGAGAUCUAGAGCAGAGAGCGAUACUUCGGAGGUCAAGCCGGAUCUCGUUGAAAAGCUCCGAAAUGAGUCCUGGGAAGAGUUGCGAAAUCACCACCGAAAGAGUGUCAAUGCUGUUGCCGACACAACGGGAAUGUGGAUCCAGAGUGACUCUAUGUUUGCAACUUGGGAGAAUGGCAAUGGUUCACUGCUCUGGAUUUUCGGUCGUCCAGGAGUUGGCAAAACCAUUCUUGCUGCUGCAACGGUGGAGGCUCUCAAGAACAAAUACUCAAGGAACGUCGAGAAUCGUCCUAUCAGACCUACGGGUUACAUCUAUUUCAGGGAGGGUCAGCCUAAGCUCCAGAACUUGAGCCACAUGCUGGUGGCCGUUGCACUCCAAAUUGCCAAGCAAGAUCAGCGAUUUCAUAAGCAUCUGGUUGAGGCUAUCCGGACCUAUCCUGACAUCCUCGGAAAGACCGCAUCGGCGGAAUCUUUGUGGGACCGCCUGUUUCUGUCAUACGAUCCCCCCCUGGAAGAUCACGAAGAGACGGGUGGCCUGCUUUACAUAAUCAUGGAUGGUCUUGAUGAGGCUAGUGAUGAAGCAAAGCAUGCCUUGUUGACUUGCUUGAGAAGAUUGCUUGCCUCUCGGCCCAACCACGAAAGAAUAUCAAUCCAGGUGGCCGUCUUUGCCCGACCAGAGGUUCGGAAUCUCCUCGACAAUACGGACUCUGCCUUUCAAGGAAACGAAAAGAUCAUUGACAUCACAGAGGAUCAGACGAAACACGACAUUCGCGUAUAUGUGAAACAUCAAACCAAGCAUAUCGCUGCCGUUAGGAUUAUCAGGAAGAUGGAACCCGAACAAAGUCACUUAUUCGAGGCCUUCAUCGAAAACAGCAUCGUGACACGAUCUCAAGGCAUGUUUUUAUGGGCCAAAUUAGUCAUUGACCAGAUUCGUGACAGCCCUUCGGCCGAAUCUGUUGAAGAGGCUCUCAAUGACGCUCCGCUAGGCUUAAUGGACAUGAUACAUAUGGUUUUCCUCAGAUUGAACCACGAAGAUGAAGUCAGAACACAAUACUUGAUGCACAUGCUCGCCUGGGUGCUUUGUUGCCGUCGUCCUCUCACCAUCGCCGAGCUUCAUGUCUGCCUUUUAGAAACGGCUGGUCAGCGUUUCAUCACAAUCUCCGACGAUUUGACAGAAAGGUACUCCAGCCUUUUCGACGUUAUACAGCAAUUAGGCAGUGACGAUACAUCACGAACAAUUAAGUCAACUCCUACUUCAAACAAGGAAGAAUCCGACGACGAUCUGGACUCUACUGGAACUGACGAUGAUGAACCAGCGACCGGCUACACGCCAUCAAGACCUUCGUUGAAGCAUUUUAGCUGGAAGAGAGUCAGCGUCCAUGCGAACAACGGAAUAUUUGACGAUUGGCACCACAAAACUGUCACUUUUGUACAUACAAGAAUUCGUGACUAUCUCGUACAAGAAGGCAACGCAUUGACCAAGAAGUGGAAUGAUUGUCGGGUGGUUCCAGGCCAGCUUGACCAUUUCAGGAUGCAAAUGGUCAAGACCCUGCUUGACCUUGCCAUGAAGCCCAUUGCACAAAAGUACGGCGUUCAUCUCCUCAAACAAUAUGCGGCAGAUAAUUGCGUCUCUCAUCUGCUGGAGAUCAAUCUUAUCGCAAUGCCGGAGGACCUUUGUGCACAAGUUGGUGCCAGGCUAGCCUCUCUAUGUUUUGAUGGCAAAUUGUUCUACCAUUUACAGGAUGGUAAGUGGCAGACUACUAUCGAUACGUGGUUAUUGGACAGGAAGAAAACCGAUACUGUCCGCCUCUUAAUCGGAAAGGGAAUCCACUGUCUCAGCACCGAGCAGCCUGAAAUCCAUCCGUGGGCAGUGCAGGCGAUUCAGUCCGCCAGAAUUGUCUUAAAGCCCUUGAUCAAAGAAUGUGCCCGCCUGUGGCUGGGGAAACGAGCAUGGGAUGACCCGGAUUGGUUCAAUAAGUGCGAAGGAGAGACGUGGGUAUUACUGGCAUAUGAAUUCUUGACUCCCGAAGGAAACAACGCUGGCCCUCUCAGCAUACUCAAAGGAACACGGAGAGUCGGACGAAUCACUCUGGAGCUGAUCGAGCGGAUCGCCAAGAGUCAAGAUUUGGAAGAAGAUGAAUACUGGUACACCGGGAUUGCCUGGACCAUGAUGCAAGGAGAAGAUGUUCGACACAGCCGGAAAGCCAUCGAAUAUUUCCAAAAGGCAAUCACCCUAUCGGAAGCCCGGUCACAAGAGCUAUAUGGCAUCAAGAGACCACUGGCAUGGGUUGCGUACGAAGGCCUAAGUCGGUGCUACGGCGACAACCUUGGACAGCCACUACCAGCUCUAGAAGCGAUGCAGAAAGCCAUCGAAGGCCUGCCACCACUAUGCUUGAAGUUCGGUGUUGAUUUCUAUUUCAAAGCCCGGGCGGCGUAUUGGCGACUUCAAACGGGUGGAGACCCUAAGGAUGCCAGUCGUGCUGCCAGAGAUGCAUAUGAACGAUGUCAAAUGUACACCUUUGGCACAAACCUCCCAUCGGACCACGUCAUCAUGGAUAGCCUCAAGCUCUACAUUGAAAUCCAUCAUUGGACGAAGGAUUAUGACUCCAUAUCGGCAGUGUUGCGUGACCUCGCCACUCGGCAGACACUCGUGCCCGGCUGUUCGCUGCUCAGCUGUUUCUUGAGACACAAGUUCACGGACCAAGAGUUCAAGAGACUAACCGGUAUCAUCGCCAUGACCUUAUACCACAAAAGUGAUCCCGAUCUAGAGAACCUGUUACAAGACAGCUUCAAGCGUAUUGCUUAUGUCGACACGGCAAGCAUGCCCAGGUGGAAUGAUCUACGACUGGCAACACGAUCGGCAAAUUUCUUGCUUCGGCACUUCAAAGAUGUUACUGGCGCUACGAAGAUCUACACCAGUAUUCUCACGGUAAUCGACUCGAACGACGAGUCUUACCUUCAGCGUAUGAGACCGAUCCGACGUCAAGCAGCCGCUUUCAUCAGCUUUUGUCAUUUCACCAAGGCGGUGGAGGCAAAGCUCUCGAAACAGUCACGGUAUUCGCAAGCCGCUGAGCGACUGAGAAGUCUUGCACUGCUAGACAAACGCCAGUAUCGCGCCUCAUACUCGGCGCUUCUGUAUGGAGUUUGGCUUCGAGACUAUCGACAAAAGUGUCCAAAAUUGUGGAGACCACUCAUUGAGCCAUCUAUCAAAGAGGCUAUACAAAAACUACACGAUGAUGAUCCCUGGAACGAUGAUGAUGCCUACACUCAGCUUGGAGAGGCGCUGAUGAUGGGCAACGAUCUCGAAAACGCUGCAGUCGCUUUUGGAAUUGCCAUGAUGGAUACCAAUGAGCUUGUGACACAGUCUGAAGUAUCUGGCGCGGGAAGCGACUCCGAUCAGGCCGCGGCAGAGAGCACUGACGAAGUGGCUUCCCGCAAGUGUGCGAGCUCCAGCCAGAUCCGACGCUGUGAUGGAAUCUGCGAUCCGACCAAGGAUGACUUCGCAGAACUUUGGUGCUGCUGCCUGUGUGAGAAGACGUGGUUUUGUGGAGAUUGCCUGCUUUCGCUCAAGAAACAGGACAGCGACGCAGAUCGGUACGUGAUAUGUUCGCCAGAGCAUAAGCACCUGCGAGCAUAUCCUUUGCCUGAACGAGCCAAAGAGAUCGUGAAAGCUCUCCAACUGAACGAUUUUGACAAGCAUCAGCAGUGGCUACGGGAAGUGCAGGCAGCCUGGAAUGUAGAUUAG